UUACUUGAAUCGCAUGAGGAUGCAGCUAGAAUGUGUGUUCAUCUGUCGUUUGAUUCUGACUCGGUUCCUCGAGGCUCGGGUGAUGACGGGAGGCUGUUUCCUCACUCUGUCGGCGGGCAGUACAGCUACUGAUUCUCGGUGGGCUGGCGGAGAAAUCAGCGACUUCGACUUGAUUGAAGAUGGAAGAGAAAUCUUUUCUCUCUUCACUUCUGCAGGCAAACGGAUGAAGAUGCGGAUUGCUCGGCAGUCUCCUUCGGAUCCGUUAGAGUGUUCGGUGGAACACAGAGUAAUCUCAACUCGUCCAGCGAGAUGGAGAUUGUAUGGCCACAGUUUCAAGUCGGACGUUACUUCCUUGUGCCACGAGGCUACACCUGAGAGCAGCGAUGAGCUGCAUCUACGCACGGCGAGCAAAGUUGCUGGAAGCAAAUCCUGGAAGCAUUUCAGAGAGAGAGAGAGUUUAGCACAGAGGUUUCCAGUUAUUGGUUUGGAAGCCUGUGGCAUCAUAAACACAAGAGUGGACAUUUCUGAGAUCAAAGAAGUCCGCCAAUGGGAGACAUUCAAGGAUUUCAAGAAAUUUAACGAGAACAAGGGAAGCAAAUUUCGAAGAACCAUUUGGCAAGAUGUUCAGCAGGACAGCAAAAUCUGUUUCACCAUCUUCUAUGGAUCUGAGUUUAUUCUAAAAUCACUAAGUAUAAGCACUGAUUCAGUGGAGGAUGCAGAAAAAUGGCUGACAGGACUGGAGUUACUCACACAGGAGACACUGGCGGCUCACACACCCGAGAUCAUACAGAGUUGGUUGUGGAAGCAGAUGUGCUUUGUUGAUAAGACAAAGAAAAACAGUAUCUCCCUGAAAGAGCUCAAGUCUCUUUUGCCACAGAUUAACUUUACAGUACAAGGUGGUAAUAUUCUGGAGAACAGUUUUGAGAUGGUGGAUUUUGAGAAGUUUCGUAAAUUCUACAAUCUUCUGAUGUUUGAAAACCAGAAGAUGAUACUAAAAGAGUUUGAUAAGGGUCCUGCAGCCUUCAUAAUGAGGAACACUGAUAAGCCUGAUUCAUCUGCAGUUUCGCUCUACGACUUUCAACUAUUCCUUUUAUAUCAGCAAAGAGAGGCUUGGGCUAAAAAUUGUAAUCAGGUACAAGAGUUGAUGACCAUAUUCAGUGAUGAUACCUUGAGGAAAACCAAUGACCCAAAGUUUACUAUUGGAGAGUUCCUCAGUUUUCUCUUCUCCAAAGAAAACUCUAUUUGGGAUGAGAAGUUCUCAGAGAUAUGUCCACUGGAAAUGAACAACCCUCUGUCUCACUACUGGAUCAACUCUUCACAUAACACAUAUUUAACUGGUGAUCAACUGCGCAGUGAGUCAUCAACAGAAGCUUAUGUACGCUGCCUGAGGCUGGGUUGUCGCUGCAUUGAGUUGGACUGCUGGAACGGUCCAGAGGAACCUGUAAUAUACCAUGGUCGGACCAUGACCUCCAAGAUAAAGUUUAGAGAUGUGGUGAAGGCUGUCAACGAGCAUGCUUUUAAAACAUCUGAGUACCCUGUGAUACUGUCCAUUGAGGAACACUGUGAUAUAACGCAACAGAAAAUGAUGGCUGAGAUGUUACGGGAUGUGUUCCAAGACAAACUCCUGACCAAGCCAUUGGAACCAGAUGCAGAUCAACUGCCUUCACCAAACCAGCUGAAGGGCAAAAUCAUCAUCAAGCACCAGAAAACACAAGAGAGCGAUCACACCAUUAAGCUUGAGGAUGAAAAAGGAAACACAUCUGUGAAAACAGCAUUCGGCAGCUUCAGAAAAAUUCGAAACACUUACAGGGAAAUGCAGAUUAGAAAAGAUAAAGGAAGCAGAAGAAUGGAAAAGGAAGGAGAGCUUUACAUUUGGGAUCCGAUUGAUAAGAGGUUUUACAAGCAUGACUGUGUGAUCUCAGAUAAUAAGCUGUACUAUUCUGAGGAGAAAAAGCAGGACAAUCCUGAGAACAUUCAGGACAUUUAUGAGUCACACUUGUCAGAGCCCUGGUUUCAUGGACGGUUGGUUGGUGGCAGACUGACCGCAGAAAGACUACUGCGUGAUUUCUGUGAAGGGAGCAAUAGAAAAGAUGGAACCUUCCUGGUGCGAGAGAGUGACAAGUUUAUCAGAAACUACAGUAUCUCCAUCUGGAAGAUGGGGAGAAUUCAGCACUGUAGAAUCUUCUUUUCCCCGGAAAAUGGUCACACUUUCUCCUUCUUUGGAGGCAAGCUAUGCUUUCCAAGUAUGCGUGUCUUGAUCCAGUAUUACAGACAAAACCUGUUUGAGUACAGUGGAUUAAACUUGCACCUCACAGGUUUCCUGCCUCGGCCCAAUUUUGUGCCACAACCCCACAUGGGGUGGUUUUACAGUAACCUGAGUCAAGUUGAGGCAGAGGACUAUCUGUUGAGGAUCCCUCGAGAUGGAGCCUUCCUCAUCAGACAAAGAAAAGAGCCUGGCACCUUUGCCCUCUCCAUCAGAGUUGAAGGGGAUAUCAAUCAUUAUCUGAUUAACAAAGAUGGCAUCAAGUAUGUGCUGGCAGAAGCCUACGAGUUUUUUAGCCUUGAGGAGAUGGUCAGCUAUUUUCGAGAGGAGCCUUUCAACGGCAAGAUAAAGCUACGUUACCCUGUAACACCAGAAUUAGUGGAACGCUGUGUGGAGGAUCUCUUUACGUAUGAUAUUGAGCAGAAAAGGGAGGUUGCUGAAGAUAAUCCUUUAGGUGAUCAAUGUGAAGGUGUGGUGGACAUCUCUAAGUGUAAUGUUGCAUGCAAAGCCAAACAUGCAAGACCCCUUGUGGUAACACUGUUGAAUAAGGAAAGUCUGAUCCUACUUGAGUUCACGUCGGAAAUCUUAGAGCAGGUGGAUGAAUGGUACCAGGUGAUUCUGAGCAUCAUCCAAAGAGAGCAGAAUCUGGAGAAAGCGUCCAGAACCAAAAUAUCUGUUGAGAUGUCAGACUUGGUGGUAUACUGUCAAUCCAUCAAAAAGAAGACUUUUGAAAAAUACAGCUACAAAGAGGUCCACUCCGUUCCGGAUAAUAUGAUUCCAAAAGAAGACAACAUUCUGGAGUAUAACCAGAAAGCACUCACCCGUGUUUAUCCCUCCAGUAGCCGGGUUGAUUCCUCCAACUUUGACCCUUGUCCUUCAUGGAAAUUAGGCUGCCAAAUGGUGGCUCUCAACUUCCAAACUGCUGGCAGAAACUUAAAUCAGCUAAACCUUUUAAAGACUGUAAAAAGAUGGACCAAUGAAGCAGAGCUGGAACUACAAGCCUGCUUUGACUGCACUGAUUGGAGUGUUUUUGAAGUUGCAGACACCAAUCUGGAUGAGCUGACAGAUAAUGUGACAUCAUAUAUCAGUUUCUGUGAGGAUAUGUGCAUUCCUAUUAAGACUUAUUUAAUGUUCAACAAUGACAAACCAUGGUUUACAGGAAAACUCAGACAGCUUUGUCAUGCCAAAGAGGAUGCUUACAGAAGCGGGGAUAAAAUCUUGUACAAUCAGGCCAAAAACACACUGACUAAGGAAAUUAAAGUGGCUAAAAGAAGCUAUUCUGAGAAGCUGAAAAGCAAGUUUUCAGCUAACGACACUGCAUCAGUGUGGAGAGGCCUAAAAGACAUUACUAACUUCAAGACACAUCCCCCAACACUGUAGGGAACCAACAAAUGGCUGACGACUUGAAUAUGUUUUACUAUAGAUUUGAAAAGCCCAGUCUCACACCCCACACCUGCUCUGACCUUCAUUUCACACAAACACCAAUACCUCCAGCAACUAUCCUCCUCCCCCCUCCCUGCUACUCAACCUGCACUUAAGAUCUCUGAAGAGAAGGUGUGCCGGUCUUCCGGAAACAAAAGACAAGGAAAGCACAGGGCCCAGAUUGUGUUUCACCCACCGUCUAAAAUCCUGUGCUGACCAGCUGGCCCCCUUCUUCACACAGAUCUUCAACAGAUCACUGGAGCAGUGUGACGUUCCCUGCUGCUUCAAAUGCUCCACUAUCAUCCCUGUCCCAAAGAAACCCAAGAUCAAAGGACUUAAUGACUACAGUCCCAUCACUCUGACGUCUGUGGUCAUGAAGUCAUUUGAGAGACUGAUGUUGGCCCACCUGUAGGACAUCACUGGACCCCUUCAAUUUGCUUAUAGAGCAAACAGGUCUGUGGAUGAUGCAGACAUGGGAAUGCAUCAUAUCCUGCAACAUCUGGAAAGACCAGGGACAUAUGCAAGGAUACAUUUUGUGGACUUCAGUUCGGCUUUCAACACCAUCAUCCCAGCUCUCAUAUGGAAUAAAUUAACCCAGCUCUCUGUUCCUACGUCUAUCUGUCAGUGGAUCACCAGCUUUCUGAUAGACCGGCAGCAGAUAGUGAGACUGGGGAGAUUCACCUCCAGCACAUGUACGAUCAGCCCCCCAGGGAUGUGUGCUCUCCCCACUACUCUUCUUCCUGUACAACAACUGCACCGCCAAGGAUCCCUCUGUCAAGCUUCUGAAGUUUGCAGACGACACUACUGUCAUCGGCCUCAUCCAAGAUGACAAUGAGUCAACAUACAGAAGGGAGGCUGAACGGCUGGCUCACUGGUGCGGUCAAAACAACCUGGAGCUGAACAUGCUCAAAACGGUGGAGAUGAAAGUGGACUUUAGAAGGAACACCCCAACAUUGACCCCGCACACCAUUAUGAACUACACUGUGGCAGCAGUGGAGUCAAUCAGGUUCCUGGUCACUGCCAUCUCACAGGACCUGAAGUGGGAGACCCACAUUGACUCCAUUGUGAAAAAGGCCCAGCAGAGGUUGUACUUCCUUCGCCAGCUGAGGAAGUUCAACCUGCCACAGGCACUGCUAAUCCAGUUCUACUCAGCAGUCAUUGAGUCUGUCCUCUGCACUUCAAUAACUGUCUGGUUUGGUUCAGCCAUGAAAUCAGACAUCAGAAGACUACAAAGGACAGUUCGGACUGCUGAGUGGAUUAUUGGUUGCCCCUUGCCCUCCCUUCAAGAACUGUACACUUCCAGAGUGAGGAAAAGGGCUGGUAAAAUAACUCUGGACCCCACUCACCCAGCCCACUACCUUUUUGAACUGUUGCCUUAUGGCCGACGCAAUAGAGCACUGAGCACCAGAAUCGUCAGGCACAAGAAAGUUUUUCCCUCAGGCUAUCCAUCUCAUGAACAGUUAUGAGUCUUAUAUAAGUAACUGUAUUCCACUACAGUUACAAUUUAAAUCAUUGGCAAUUAGAAUACAGUUACAUUCAAAAAGUAUUUUGAUUACUGAAGAGAUUACUUUGCAUUAUAUUGUCAGAAACAACACUGCAUAAGAUAUUUAGGUUUUUCAGAGAAUGUAUUUUUAACAUGUGUAUUUUGUCUUACUGUACUGGCAGAGUUUUUAUAGUCAAAACAAGUGAAAAAAUCUACCAGUGCUGAAGAAGUAAUCCAAAGUAUUUAGAAUACGUUACUGACCUUGAGUAAUCUAACGAAAUACAUUACAAAUGACAUUUUACAGCAUGUAUUCUGUAAUCUGUAGUGGAAUACAUUUCAAAGUAACCCUCCCAACCCUGACUGUAUAUAACAGAUUUGUAUUUGUACAUACUAUAUAUAUAUUUUUGUCUUAUUGUGUACUUCUAUAUAUACUUAUAUUUCUAUUCGCUCUUUAUUUUUAUUCUAAUUUUUUAUUAUCCCUGUCUUGUUGUUGUAUUGUUUGUGCACUGGAAGCUUCUGUCACCAACAAAAAUUUCCUUGUAUAUGGAAGCAUACUUGGCAAUAAAACUCAUUCUGAUUCUGA
Messenger RNA from Myxocyprinus asiaticus (Chinese sucker), 5751 nucleotides. RefSeq names its product 1-phosphatidylinositol 4,5-bisphosphate phosphodiesterase gamma-2. Gene Ontology annotation, biological process: lipid metabolic process; positive regulation of epithelial cell migration; phosphatidylinositol-mediated signaling. The coding region runs from base 14 to 3643 and encodes 1209 amino acids. NCBI's taxonomy places the organism in Eukaryota, Metazoa, Chordata, Actinopteri, Cypriniformes, Catostomidae. The transcript has 28 exons. Gene Ontology annotation, molecular function: phosphatidylinositol-4,5-bisphosphate phospholipase C activity. The record is from RefSeq and is a predicted model, not a curated record.